CUGAUUGUGACAGUGGGGCCCAGUUUGCACUGCAGGAUCCAGAGAUGGCAUCAGUGAAGCUGGAAGACUGCAGUCAAACACUGGAGCUGAAUGUCAACAUUAAAGAUGAAGAAGAGGAGGAGAAGAUUAGGACAACUGUUAGUCAUGGAGACCAUGUUGAGACAUUCCCUGCAUCCAGACAACAACAGCAGGAAGAUCACAGAGCUAAGAGGUCUCACCACUGCCCACAUUGUGAGGAGAUGUCCCCAGGUUUAUCAAAGCUAAAAAUACACUUAAAAAUCCACACAGGAGAGAAUCUGUAUUCCUGUACUGACUCUGGGGAGAGAUUCACAACAUCAAAGGCUCUGACAUUUCAUCAGAGAGUGCACACAGAAGAGAAACCUUACUCCUGCUCCGACUGUGGGAAGAGUUUCUCUCAACAGACCAACCUAAAAAAACACCAACGUUUACACACAGGAGAGAAGCCUUACUCCUGCCUUGACUGUGGAAAAUGCUUCACAACCUCAUCUGAGCUAACAGUUCAUAUGAGAACACACACUGGAGAGAAGCCUUACAUCUGCUCUGAAUGUGGGAAGACUUUCUCCCACCAGGGUAGCUUAAAAGCACACCAACAUAUACAUACAGGAGAGAAGUCAUACUCCUGCUCUGACUGUGGAAAGAACUUCUCCCGAUUGGGUACCCUAAAAUUGCAUAAACGUAUACAUACAGGAAUUGAGCUUUACUACUGCUCUGACUGUAGGAAGAGUUUCUCCCACCAGGGUAGCUUAAAAGCACACCAACGUAUACAUACCGGAGAGAAGCCAUACUCCUGCUCUGACUGUGGGAAGAGUUUCUCUCAACGGAACCAUUUAAAAUCACAUGAACGUAUACACAUAGAAAAGAAGGCAUACUCCUGCUCUGACUGUAGAAAAUGCUUCACAACAUCAUAUGAUCUAAAAGUUCAUCAAAGAACACACACUGGAGAAAAGCCUUAUGUCUGCUCUGACUGUGGGAAGAGUUUCUAUCAACAGAGCAGCUUCAAAAAACACCAACGUCUACACACAGGAGAGAAGCCUUAUUCCUGCUCUGACUGUGGAAAAUGCUUCACAACAUCGUCUGAUCUAAAAGUUCACCAGAGAACACACACUGGAGAAAAGCCUUACAUCUGUUCUGACUGUGGGAAGAGUUUCUCUCAACACAGCAGCUUCAAAAAACACCAACGUUUACACACAGGAGAGAAGCCUUACUCCUGCUGUGACUGUGGAAAAUGCUUCACAACAUCAUUUGAUCUAAAAGUUCAUCUGAGAACACACACUGGAGAGAAGCCUUACAUCUGCUCUGACUGUGGGAAGAGUUUCUCUCAACAGAACCAUUUAAACACACACCAACGUAUACACACAGGAGAGAAGCCUUACUACUGCUCUGUCUGUGGGAAGAGUUUCUCUCAACAGAGCAACUUAAAAACACACCAACGUAUACAUAAAGGAGAGAAGACUCAUCAGUUCUCUCAGACCAGCUAAGAUUAAAAUGAGGUGAUGGAGUGAUUUUAAUUUCAUUGCUUUACUUGGACUGAAAUAGGUGAUUUUAAUCUCAUUGCUUGACUUUGACUGAAAUAGGUGCCGGAACUCAUUUUAGAGGAAACCCUUUUGGACAAUCAGAACCUUACAAACGUGCCGCGGGAAAGGCGGCACACCCUUCCUAAGAAGGUCUGGUUCUGACAGAUAGCCAGCGAACGAAGGCAUUCACACGUAAAUACAUUCAUGAUUUCUUCUCGUCUGCAAAGUAUCUGAUUACUGUGAGAAUAGUUUCUAAAAUGUUUCUAAAAUAUAUCAAUGAUAAGUGUAGUUUCUCUCUCUCUCCUUUUGUAAAAAAAACCCCACUAUAUUGUGUCAGUCCGCUAGGGACCUUUUCUCAUGUAUUAAGUGUGUAUGUUUAUCCUGUGUUAUCAUUUAGUUAGCUAGUAAAUAAAUAUUUAAAUCAA
Oncorhynchus gorbuscha (pink salmon) is the source of this 1960-nucleotide messenger RNA. Its product is annotated as zinc finger protein 883-like. Bases 45 to 1499 code for a protein of 484 amino acids. Gene Ontology annotation, biological process: regulation of immune system process; regulation of cytokine production; negative regulation of transcription by RNA polymerase II. NCBI's taxonomy places the organism in Eukaryota, Metazoa, Chordata, Actinopteri, Salmoniformes, Salmonidae. The record is from RefSeq and is a predicted model, not a curated record. The transcript has 2 exons.